Messenger RNA from Cuscuta europaea, 3076 nucleotides. Lineage: Eukaryota; Viridiplantae; Streptophyta; Magnoliopsida; Solanales; Convolvulaceae. The record is from the annotation of a GenBank genome assembly.
GCAGUCAGCUCCUCGUACCCAUCGCUCUAAAGUCUAAAGUCCAAAGAGUCGACGACUUUGUUUUAUGAAUUGUUUUCUAAAGAGUCGACGACUCAAACCCGGGUCCCAUUAUUGUUAGAUUUAUAACUGUUUCUGUUACACGUGUCAGAUUCCUGGGCGAGCGAUGCAGAGUUUAAAGAAUGGUUUCCAGCGGUGACGUAACGGCCCAACAUUUUGGAGUGAGCUCCCAGCUUUCUUUGACCACCCCUUCUCCCUCAAGCUGAUCUGAAGUCUUGCAGAGGAACUCGUUUGCGCGUUCUGGAAUCAGCAUUUUGGGGGGAAAUAUGCAGCGAGUAACUCUGAUUCAAAGAUUUUCGCGAACCUUCCGCGACAAUCCCUCGCUUUCUAAGCUUCUCAUCGUUUUCACCAUCAGUGGCGGAAGCCUUGUGGCAUACUCUGAUGCAUCACAGCCACAUGAUAGCAUCAAGAGUCAUGACCUCACCAGUGUCUCUAAAAAGAAAAAAAAAGUGGUGGUACUUGGAACAGGUUGGGCUGGAACUAGUUUUCUGAAGAAUCUGAAAGAUCCCUCAUAUGAUGUUCAGGUGAUAUCACCACGCAAUUACUUCACUUUUACUCCCUUGCUGCCAAGUGUAACAUGUGGCACAGUUGAAGGACGCAGCAUUGUUGAACCGAUUCGUAACAUUAUUAGAAAGAAAAACAUAGAUAUGCAUUACUGUGAAGCUGAAUGUAUCAAGAUUGAUGCGAAGAACAAAAAAGUAUAUUGUCGAUCAAAUUUGAACACCAAUUUGAAUGGGAAAGAAGAGUUUGCGGUAGAUUAUGACUACCUUGUGAUUGGCAUUGGAGCUCGGGUAAAUACAUUCAAUAUUCCUGGUGUGGAAGAACAUACAUUUUUCUUGAAGGAAGUGGAGGAUGCUCAGAGAAUCCGGAGGGCUGUAAUCGAUUGCUUUGAGAGAGCGAGUCUGCCUAACCUUACUGAUGAAGAGAGGAAAAAGAUUCUUCACUUUGUUAUUGUUGGUGGUGGCCCAACAGGUGUGGAAUUUGCAGCACAACUGCAUGAUUUUGUUAGUGAAGAUGUUGUUAGGCUAUAUCCCAAGGUCAAGGAUUUUGUGAAGAUUACACUGGUUGAAGCAACAGAUCAUAUAUUGAACAUGUUUGACAAGAGAAUCACAGCUUUUGCUGAAGACAAGUUUGGGAGGGAUGGAAUUGAUGUGAAAACAGGAUCUAUGGUUGUGAAAGUGUCAGAUAAGGAAAUAUCUACAAAAGAUGCUAAACGUGGAGAUGUAACUUCUGCACCUUAUGGAAUGAUUGUUUGGUCAACUGGAAUUGGGAGUCGUCCUGUUGUAGUGGAUUUUAUGAAGGAAAUUGGUCAGGGACAAAGACGUGUUUUAGCAACUGAUGAGUGGCUGAGAGUUGAAGGGUGUGAUACCAUAUAUGCAAUUGGGGACACUGCCACAAUUAAUCAACGUAAAGUUAUGGAGGAUAUUGCAUCUAUAUUUAAAAAGGCAGACAAGGACAACUCUGGGACACUUACAGUAAAAGAAUUUCAAGAGGUGCUCAAUGAUAUAUGUGAAAGGUACCCACAAAUGGAGCUCUACUUGAAGAACAAUCGGAUGAGUGGCCUGGUUGAUUUGAUGAAGGAAGGAAAAGGUGGCGAUGUUAAGGAAUCUAUUGAAAUUGACAUUGAAGAAUUUAAAGCAGCCCUCUCCAAAGUAGAUUCUCAGAUGAAGAACCUUCCUGCCACAGCUCAGGUUGCAUCUCAACAAGGUGUAUACCUUGCUAAUUGCUUCAACCGCAUGGAGAUGUGUGAGAAGGAUCCAGAGGGUCCUAUUCGAUUUAGAGGCGAAGGACGCCACCGCUUCCGUCCUUUUAGGUACAAGCAUUUUGGACAAUUUGCACCACUAGGAGGAGAGCAAACAGCAGCACAAUUGCCUUGGGAUUGGGUUUCAAUUGGUCGCAGUUCGCAAUGGUUGUGGUAUUCGGUGUAUGCGAGCAAACAAGUGAGUUGGCGUACAAGGGCAUUGGUGGUGUCGGACUGGAUGAGGCGAUUCAUUUUCGGGAGGGACUCCAGCCAAAUCUAGCCAAUCAUUCAUACCCUGUUUGAUAGUUCCUCCUUCUUUGCAGUUUUUCUGCUUAUACUUCCCUGUUUUGCAGCAUUAGGAUUGCCAAAAUUUGGAGGCAGAGAUAGAUAUUAAUAAUAAAAUAAUAAUACACCUGCAAUAAUACUUGAUGUUUCUGUAUGUUAAGUUUCAAGUUUCUUGAGGCUCGCAGUUAACAUUAUUUCAUGUUAGCCAAAAGUUCAUGAAAGAGUCUGCACUUAGAUAUAACAUGGUGGUAAGCCAUCUUUUCUUUAUUUGAACUACUUAAGUUUAUCUGUUGCACAACUCAGAAUUUCUAUCUCGCACUAUAUAUAUAAAUUUCUUGUGAGUUUGUCACUACCCAGAUAUGGUACCUUUUAAUCAUGUUAAAAUUACUUGGAAUGAAUGUUAUUGUUGGGAUUUUGGGCUCCCAACAAUGUGGAGAAAGGCCCAAAAAUAUGUCAAGCCCAUUGGCCUCACUUUAGAGUGGAGAGGGGUCAAGUGAAGGGAAAGAGAGAGUAAUUGGAAGAAGAAAAAAAGAGAGAGAGGAGAAGAAAACAUUUUCGCACAACCCUACUGCUGCAGCACUGUUUUCAUCACUGCGACUUCGUUCACCGUUGGAUCUGGCUGAAAUUUUGACAGCAGGUUCGUGACUUCUGGUAUUUCAUUCUGGAUGGUUGGAUCGGUGAGAAGAUGUCUGGAGUGGGAGAAAUCGACCUCGCUCAGUAGCAGCAAAAAUCUGGUUUUUUCUGAUAUUCUUGGUUCUCUAAUUUGUGAUUGUUGGUUUGUUGUUUCGCCAAUUGUUGAGCACUAUUUAUGCUAUAUUUGAGACUCUCUUGUACCCUGAUUUGAUCAUAGUGGAGUUUGAUUGACUGGCUUGUGCCCGUGGUUUUUUCUUCUCACAUUGACAAGGUUUUCCUCAUUAAAAAUCUUGGUGUCCCUUUGUUUGUGUGAUUUCAUUAGGUGCUGGAUUAUUUGUUAUUGCUCCUCUUAGAUUCCGG